AGAUUUGGGGAUGUCAUUUUAGGCGAAAAUUGAAAAAAAGGGUCAGAUCCUUAAGAGGUUAAAUGCCAUGUAUUAAUAGUCGAGUAAACCUUUUUAAACAUUUAUUUGCCAAAUAAAGGCCACAUUUCUUUUUCUCAUGUUGGAUGCUUUAAUUGACACUUUUAUCAUAACCUGUAUGGCCCCUGUAUGGUUCUUUCCCAGGUGGGCUUGCCUGCUAAGUCUGGGGUGUCAGGAGCAGUUCUAUUGGUGGUCCCUAAUGUCAUGGGAGUCAUGUGUUGGUCUCCUCCGCUAGACAAGGUUGGAAACAGUGUCCGGGGCAUACACUUCUGCCAGGAGCUGGUGUCUUCGUUUAACUUCCACAACUAUGACAACCUGAGACACUUGGUCAAGAAGCAGGACCCUCGAAGGCAAGACGGGGAUGAUAGGAACAAGUCUGUGGUGAGCUUGAUGUUUGCGGCCUACAGUGGAGAUGUGUCAGCCCUCAGAAGGUUUGCUCUGUCAUCGAUGGACAUGGAGCUGAAGGACUAUGACUCUAGGACGGCUCUACACGUGGCUGCUGGCGAGGGCCAUGUGGAUGUGGUACGGUUCCCAACAGACGCCUGCAAAGUCAACCCUUUGUGA
Coregonus clupeaformis (lake whitefish) is the source of this 621-nucleotide messenger RNA. Its product is annotated as glutaminase liver isoform, mitochondrial-like. The record is from RefSeq and is a predicted model, not a curated record. The coding region runs from base 187 to 621 and encodes 144 amino acids. The transcript is spliced from 5 exons. NCBI's taxonomy places the organism in Eukaryota, Metazoa, Chordata, Actinopteri, Salmoniformes, Salmonidae. Gene Ontology annotation, biological process: L-glutamine catabolic process. Gene Ontology annotation, molecular function: glutaminase activity; protein binding.